Messenger RNA from Hermetia illucens (black soldier fly), 1942 nucleotides. Its product is annotated as KIF-binding protein. Gene Ontology annotation, molecular function: protein binding. The record is from RefSeq and is a predicted model, not a curated record. Bases 105 to 1832 code for a protein of 575 amino acids. The transcript has a single exon. NCBI's taxonomy places the organism in Eukaryota, Metazoa, Arthropoda, Insecta, Diptera, Stratiomyidae.
GUCCAAUAUCUGUCAAGCGAACAUUGUCAACAAAUAAAAAUCGAACUUUUAUUCCGUUCUCCGGUUACGUUUUAAUAAGAAACGCCUACACUCGUUACACCGCGAUGACAAUAAGCAAAGAGUUCCUCACGGAUCUCAAAGAGAAAUUCGAGAAGGUUCAGAAGGCGCUUCAACAGGAAAACAAAGUCGAUGACCCCGAAUCCAAUAGAAAUCCAUGCGACGAGUGCUACGAUGUCCUGAACGAGUCACUGGAAUACGUGCUCGGCGCACUUGAUGGUUUAGACAAUAGUUCAGAGGAUUUCGCUUGUUAUGAACUCAUUAAAGGAUAUAUCUACAAGGAACUCGGCAGACUGGACGUCGUGCUCAACAGAUCAUCAACUGCAGUUGGGCAUCUGAGUCAUUCCCUGGAAGUUUUAAAGGACCGACAGCAGGACCCAAACGCGGUGAUUCACUGUGUGGCUGCAUUGACCGAGUUGGGAUUGAACGCGGCGAAUCAAAAGAAGAAUGUCGACGCUCGACAACACCUUGAAACGGCAGAAAAAUUGUACAAGGACUUCAAGGCGACUGGCGAAACGCCAGUGACUAUUUUCGAAUUUCUGUCUUCCUCCGAUGACAUCGAGAAGAGGGAAGGGCGGGUCGAGCUAGGUAAGCUGUACACUCUAGUCACAUACUACUUAGCGCAGGUCCUAAGUCACUUGGAUGAAACUGAAAAGUCCGCCGUUUAUUGCCACAUCACGCUCAAGCGGCUGCUGGAGGCUGAUAACUACAAUGCUAUCGACUGGGCCUUAAACGCGGCUACCCUGUCCCAAUACUAUCUGACUCCGAAUCGGUUUACUGAAGCGCGACAUGUCCUGGCAGCUGCAACACACAUGCUACUCGAAUACGAGAAGAAAAUGGUCACUCCCGAGAUGAGCUUUGAUGAGGAGCAAGCGGUCCAGGAAACUUUCAACCACCGAUUCGCCGACAUUGCACGCUGCUGGACCAAAUACGCUCUGACGCUUUUAAUUGAGUCUCGGGAACGAUUGAUGUCGGAUGACACCACCCCUAGGAGCCCGCCGGUAUUGCCCGGCUACCAGUUUACCACCCUCCAGCUCCCGCCUUACGAAGUCACUGAUAAAUAUUGCCUGACGUUCGAGGACGCCAGGCAAGUUUACCAUUUCGCAAUGAAGUGGAUAGAGCGCUCGAAGCAGUAUUACAAUGCACAGCUGGAAGCAACGGAGUAUGCAGUGAUUAUAAGCGACGAAGCGGAUCUUUACAAGGUCCUGGCGUUCUUUGAGGAGGACCCCCAGAUUCAGUGUAAGUACUACAAGAAGCGAGCGGACCUGCUGGAGCACAUUAUAUCCCUGCUGAAUCCCACGUACUAUCUCAUGAUUUGCCGGCAAGCUUGGUACGACGCAGCCAUGUCGUAUUCAACAAUGAUGGACACUAAAAUGGACAUCCUCAAAGCGACUGAAGAUCCCACUCCCCACCAACGGAAGAAAAUCAACACCCUCUCGGAGAAAGCCAUCAAUCACCUAAAAUCCCUGAUCAACUCGUUCAACGAGAAGAGCAGCAUUCCCGACGACGAGAUGCACAUCUACUUGUGCGCGCACUUCUACAUUGGUCGACUCUUCUACAAAGUUUUAACGCCUGACCGCAAGCAACAGCUGAAAAACUUGCGGAACUCGUAUCGAUACUACGAGAAGUUUGUGCUGCUGUGCGAGGAGAACAAGGAGGCCGGCAGUAGGUUGAAGGCCGAGGUCGGAGUGUGUAAGGAAAUGUUGAGUCUGUUACCGGUUAAAAUUGAGAAUUUAGUUAAGGAAAUCGAGGAGGCGGAGAUGGGCACUGUCUAGGCGAUUCGAAAGGUAAAUCUAUUGCUGACGUCAGACUUUUUUAGACUUUAUUUUGUUAACCGCUAAUGUAUUUUGUGAAAUAUAUUUUUGGCUGUCAGUAUAUCGUUGAA